This is a messenger RNA of Anopheles maculipalpis, 1722 nucleotides long. RefSeq names its product solute carrier family 23 member 2. NCBI's taxonomy places the organism in Eukaryota, Metazoa, Arthropoda, Insecta, Diptera, Culicidae. Bases 1 to 1716 code for a protein of 571 amino acids. Gene Ontology annotation, biological process: transmembrane transport. The record is from RefSeq and is a predicted model, not a curated record. Gene Ontology annotation, cellular component: membrane. Gene Ontology annotation, molecular function: transmembrane transporter activity. The transcript has 3 exons.
AUGGAGACCGAACAUCAGCAACGUGCACUGCCGGAGCGGGAAACUACGAAAGAAGGCAAGACCCGCGGUGCAGAUAUCAACUACGGCAUCGACGACAAUCCACCAUGGUACUUCUGCAUCAUGAUGGCGUUACAGCACUACCUAACGAUGAUUGGAGCGAUCGUCUCGAUUCCGUUCAUCCUAACCCCCGCCCUCUGCAUGCGAGAUGAGGAUCCUGCCCGUGGUACCAUCAUCUCCACCAUGAUCUUCGUCACCGGUUUGAUCACAUACCUGCAAGCAACCUGGGGCUGCCGGUUACCCAUCGUACAGGGCGGUACCAUCUCCUUUCUCGUGCCAACCCUUGCCAUCCUCAAUCUCCCCCAGUGGAAGUGUCCACCGGCUGAAGUGUUGGACGCGAUGCCAGAAUCAGAGCGUACAGAGCUUUGGCAGGUGCGGAUGCGAGAGCUUUCCGGUGCAAUUGCCGUAGCAGCUGUGUCUCAAGUUGUGCUCGGAUUCAGUGGGCUUGUGGGCAAGUUACUGCGCAUCAUCACGCCACUUACGAUCGUACCGACGGUGGCACUGGUGGGCAUAACACUCUUCCAGCACGCUAGCGAAACAGCUUCCAAACAAUGGGGAAUAGCUGUUGGAACCACCGCCAUGUUGACGCUGUUCUCGCAAGUUAUGUCCGAGGUACAGUUUCCCGGUGUCGCCUAUCGGAAGGGCCACGGUUUGCGAGUGAUCUGGUUUCCGUUGUUUAAACUGUUUCCUGUACUGCUCACGAUCGCUAUUAUGUGGACAGUUUGUGGUGUGUUGACUGCCACCGGUGUCUUCCCGGAAGGACAUCCAGCUCGGACCGAUGUACGGUUGCGUGUGCUGCAGGAUGCCGAAUGGUUCCGCAUACCAUACCCGGGCCAGUUCGGGCUGCCAACCGUAUCGUUGGCCGGUGUGUUGGGAAUGUUGGCCGGUGUGAUCGCAUGCACGGUCGAAUCGAUCAGCUACUAUCCGACGAUCUCGCAGAUGUGUGCGGCACCACCACCACCUCUGCACGCGAUCAACCGAGGCAUCGGUAUCGAAGGGCUCGGCACAGUGUUGGCCGGACUGUGGGGAUCCGGCAAUGGAACGAACACGUUCGGGGAGAAUGUCGGUGCAAUUGGCGUCACCAAGGUAGGCAGCCGCCGGGUAAUCCAGUGGGCCGCUUUCAUUAUGAUUCUUCAGGGUGUCCUUAACAAGUUCGGCGCUGCUUUCAUCAUGAUACCGGAUCCAGUUGUCGGAGGUAUCUUCUGCGUAAUGUUCGGCAUGAUAACAGCGUUUGGACUGGCGGCGCUACAGUACGUGGAUCUACGGUCGGCACGCAAUCUGUACAUACUGGGCGUUUCGUUUUUCUUUCCGCUGGUGCUGUGUCUGUGGCUACAGCAACAUCCGGGUGCGAUCGACACUGGCAAUGCAACGGUUGACUCGACACUUUCGGUACUGCUCGGCACGACCAUUCUCGUUGGUGGUGUGCUCGGUUGUGCGUUGGACAAUCUUAUCCCUGGAACACCGGAAGAACGUGGACUUGUCGCUUGGUCGAAGGAAAUGGCACUGGAAACGAAUGGACCGUGCGGCGAUGGAUUGCCAGAGGGUGGGAUAGAGGUGGAACGGAACACGUUCGAUUUCCCUUACGGUAUGCAGUUGAUGCGACGAUGGAAAUGGACCCGACACGUACCGUUCCUUCCAACGUACAAAAUGAAGCUUUGAUGAUCC